This is a messenger RNA of Anthostomella pinea, 1032 nucleotides long. The record is from the annotation of a GenBank genome assembly. Lineage: Eukaryota; Fungi; Ascomycota; Sordariomycetes; Xylariales; Xylariaceae.
AUGUCUCCCUCCGUCGUGACGAUCGAUAAUACCUCGGACUUUGCCUCGGCCGCCCCCAACCCGCUUUCGAACGGCCCCUCUGCUGCCCGAACCCUCCUCCUUGCCCCGCCAAGCAUCGCGAGCCACGAGGAAAAGCUACGCCAUGUCUUAGCCGCCCACGACCGAACCGUCACAGACCUACAGAUGCUUGACCGCCUAUCUGCUGGUCUGGUGAACCUCCCUGAUGCCACAUACGAUCUCAUUCUGGUUCUGACAGACGCCGACGGGACACGGGCCGAGUCGACUUCCCUACUGAGCCGAGACGUCUUUGCCAAAAUCGUGGCAACACUCAAGGUCGCCGGCAGGGUACAAGCACAAGACGGAUCGCUAGUACUGGGCAGUGAGACCGCUGAUGCGCGAGAGGCCUUGCUGGCUGGACUGCAGCCAGGGGCAGAUGGUUUCACGAAGGCCGACGACGAUGCUGGGGAUGCCGUGCCUCUGAAGCCAGGUUUCGGCAAGAACAAGAAGAGAAGCGCUGCCGGGCCUGCUGUUCCGAGUGUGACGGUCCAUCAAGCCAAUGGGAAGGAUACCAGCCUGAAUAUGGUACCGCCUGCUGCCAAGCCAACCGGUGUAGGCUUCGUGGAUUUCAGCGAUGACUUUGGCAUACCGGAGGAUGACGACGACGAAUUGAUUGAUGAGGAUACGCUUUUGACGGAGGAAGAUCUCAACAGACCACUUGCUAUUCCCGCUGAGUGCGUUCCGAAGGUCGGAAAACGCCGGCGUGCCUGCAAAGACUGCACUUGUGGAUUGGCGCAAAAGAUAGCUGCCGAAGACAAGGCCAAGAGGAACGACGCAGACGCCAAACUCGAGGCCAUCAAGCUUGGUUCCGAGGAUCUGAAUGAAGUGGACUUCACAGUCCAAGGCAAGACCGGAUCUUGCGGCAACUGCAGUCUGGGUGACGCGUUCAGAUGUGAUGGUUGUCCGUAUAUCGGUCUUCCUGCAUUCAAACCAGGCGAGGAGGUGACAAUCCUCAACAAUGACGUGCAGUUGUGA